Molecule: messenger RNA, 2955 nt
Organism: Zasmidium cellare ATCC 36951
Lineage: Eukaryota; Fungi; Ascomycota; Dothideomycetes; Mycosphaerellales; Mycosphaerellaceae
Exons: 1
Coding region: 1-2955 (984 amino acids)
Biological process (GO): regulation of DNA-templated transcription
Cellular component (GO): nucleolus
Molecular function (GO): rDNA binding; transcription factor binding
Source: RefSeq, a predicted model, not a curated record
AUGGCAACAGGCAAGAAGCGCCCAGCUCCGCAGGACGAAGACGUCGAGGUCGCGAUCCAUCCAUCUCGCAAGCGACGGGUUGAGAAUGGCCAAAGCCAAGCAGAACUUGCCAAAAUCAUCGACAACCUCAGAGAUGAAGUUCCCCAAGUACGGAUUGAAGCUACCAAGGCAUUGAUCAAGACGCUUUCCGCAAAGUCAGACGACCGGUCACAGAAUCUGGACUACAGUCUCAACAGACUCAUCAAGGGCGUCUGCAGUGGCGCGAAGGCCGCACGACCUGGAUUUUCUAUUGCCUUGGCUGAGGUUUUGAGAUUGGGAUUCACUGCUUCGGAGUGGAAGCUUCCCGGCAUCGUCGACAGGAUCAUUGCCUCCACGAAUCCGGACAGCAAGGCUCAUAGCGAUGAGAAGCGAAAUGAUUUGAUCGGCAGACGGUUCGCUUUUCAAUCGGUCUUGCAGAGCGGUGUCUUGGCCAAUGCAUCAGAUAACGAUGCACGAUAUCUCUUCGACGCUGUUACGGAGCUUGCUUCGCAGAAAGAAUGGCUUCGUGGCGAAUGCGGUGCUAUGCUCUACGAGUUCCUCAAGAGUAAAGAGGGCAGCCAGCUGAAGGAUGAGACUGUUCGCAAUCUGAUCAACUCGUGGCUUGACAAGGGCCUGCUCAAAUCUCCAGAAGGCGUGGUUCUGUGGUUGACUAUCAAGAAGGCAUUUCCGGACGUCAAGCUACCGAAGGGACAAUGGCAUCACAAUGACCCUCUUUCUUCUCAAGAACGAUCGACUCUUGGCAAGAUCUUGCAGAAGAAUGCUGUCGAGGCCGGGGAGGAAACGAACGGGGCGGCGAAGAAGCAGUCUGGCGCCAGACAAGUCAAGCCGAGCUUCGUAUGGGACGUCAUCCUCGGAUACCUCUACAAAGAAGGCGAGAACAAGUUCUCGCAGUUCUGGGAUGAAUGUGUAGCUACGUCGGUCUUCUCUACGGCAUCUUCCACGGAACGCAAAGCCCUUGGACUGCAAAUUUUCACCAAAGCCAUUGGAACCGCCCCUGCAGAGCUGCUCCAAUAUGUGGUACAUCCCAACAUUGUUCGCUGCAUCCUGGACCAACGAGCCAAAGGUGAUCGAGCGUUGUUUGAAGCUGCUAAGGUGCCGUUGAAUCAAAUGGUCAAUCGAGGGAGGAACGACGAUGGCUCUGAUGCUGCCCAAGCCAUUGUCAGCAAGCUGCUAACGAUUCUGCCUCCAAAUGUGGACAAGUUGACCAGAUCGACAGUGGAAAGCCUGCUUGCUGCGAUAGAUGAAGAUGAUGACCUCGCCAACACUGCUGUGGGGGUAAUCAGUCUCAUGCGAACGCCUGGUCUUGAAGACACUGCAGAAGCUGAAAAGAAGCGCAGAAUGCUGGCAGAUGUGCUACUCACAAUCAUUCGAGCACGACGCGGAGAGCCAGAGCAAUUUUUCGACGGCCCCGAGUCAACUCAACUGGCGGAGUGGCUCUCUGAACUUCUGAAGGGGUUGACGAAUCUCGGAUACAGCACCUCUGGCGCGAAAACAAUUCCCUCGUUGACAGCGACAUCCCAGUCACUGUUUCGAGAUAGGCUGAUGUCGUGCCUUGGUCACCUGGUAGACCUUCCACUCAACCGUGCGCUUCUGGCACCAACCUUUGUCGUAGAGACUCUGCGUGAAGCAGAAAAGAGCCUUCUCGACAAGCUCAGUGAUGAAGCCUUGGCUGUGUUGAAAGACGCUCGCAAGAACCUCAAGGACGCAACGAAGAAGAGUACGAGUACGACCAGCGGCACGGCGACGUACAUGCAAGCAUUCCGACUGCUACUUGCUCUCGGUAUGCUUCAAGUGUACAAGCAGGAACCCGACAGCAUUGGUGUGUUGGAAGACAUCAAUGCAUGCUAUCACAGCCCGAAGGAGGCUGGCGAUGCGUCUGAGAUGCUGGUGGAGCUCUUGUUGAGCUUUGUAUCGAAACAGUCUGCGCUCUUCCGCAAGCUUGCUGAGCAAGUCUUUGCAGCUUUUGCAUCAGAGGUGACCGAAGAUGGUCUGCAGUCUAUGAUUGACAUCCUUUCGCAGAAAGAGAGUUUGGCUGGUCAACAGGAACUGUUCGAUCAGAAUGAUGAAGAUGAGGCCGAUGGCGGUGCCGAGGAAAGUGAUGAAGAGGACGGCGAAGACGAUGAAGAAGAAGAAAUCGAUGUGGAGGACAUGUCGGAUGUCGAGCUUGUCAACGGCGAAGUCGUCGAGAAAGAGGACGACGACGACGACGAUGACUUGAACAGCGAUGAAGACUCGGAGGGUGGUGAAGGAGACGAAGAUGAAGAGGCUGCGUUCGACCGCAAACUUGCCGACGCCCUCGGCACUGCAGGGAUGGACUCCGACGAGGAUGAGGACGGAUCAGAUAUGGACGACGAACAGAUGAUGGCUCUGGAACCUCACCUCACCAAUAUAUUCAAAGAGAGGCAGAAGGGCUCAAGCAAGAAGCAGGACAACAAAGACGCCAAGGAGAACAUUGUCAACUUCAAGAACCGAGUUCUGGACCUGCUCACGGUCUUCGUGAAGAGCCAGUAUGCCAAGGACAUUACUCUUAACCUCCUCCAUCCUCUAGUAACCCUGACCCGGACGACCUCGAACCAAGCAACCGCGAAGAAAGCACUCGGUGUUCUGGAGCAGUACUUCGACACCUGCAAACGAUUCAAGACCGGACCAAAACUAGACUCUGCGUCUCUGCACUUCACUCUUCUCGACGCCAUCCACGAAGAGAUGCGUCAAGGCGGCUCCAAAAUCCAUGCUGGCGCUUGCAGUCGCUCAAGCCAAUUUCUCGCAAAGCUGUUAGUCGCGAAGGAUGAGAAGCAUUGGGAGGCUGUCGCGGGGAGGUAUGUCAAGUUACAGGCGGAGUGGAGGAGAGAUGGGGAGAAGAGUAAGAUCCACCCAAGUGUUUUCAAUGAGUGGCAUAGCUGGUCGAUGCAAAGGUAG